This is a messenger RNA of Branchiostoma belcheri (Belcher's lancelet), 1912 nucleotides long. RefSeq names its product probable splicing factor, arginine/serine-rich 7. The record is from RefSeq and is a predicted model, not a curated record. Bases 673 to 1260 code for a protein of 195 amino acids. Lineage: Eukaryota; Metazoa; Chordata; Leptocardii; Amphioxiformes; Branchiostomatidae. The transcript has a single exon.
UUAAACGGUUAUAGAUGGCAACAGAUUUUAGUAGUAGUACUGUAGUACAGAAAAUUACAAUCUGCAAACACGUAUUCGCAUCGAUAAUAAUAUACCAUUUGAUACACACAUAAACAAACCCACACAUACGCACAGCGACCUGAGCCCUUUAAAGGUUGUUACCAUGGUUACUAAGAGUAGUUGUCUGUUUUCCCUGAGGCCAACUAGCCCGUGUAGUCAUCCCUGUCAAAACCGGAAUGACAACUCUAUAGGUGUGUCUCAAAACACCAUACAGCUCAGUGGAACAGGGUCAGUGUGUCUAAAGAACCCCACACAGAAUUCAGCUGAGUUACAGACGACUUUACUGAGACGACUUUAUCGUCUCCAUGACAACUCAACAAAACAAUGAUCUGACGACGCCUCAACUGACAAGGGUGCCCAGGAAAAGACGCACUGGAAAAAUACGUGGAGAACUGGUAGGGUUCAGUUCGGGGUGAGUAAGGACUGAGCCGCCAUUUUUAUUGCGUCGACGCUGUCCAAAGUCUUCACAGUCAGUCAGACUGUCGAAACAGAUCUAGGAGGACUUUCUGUGCGACUACAAAGUCUAAGAAAAGUUAGGAGGAGGGAGUAGUUACGGAAAGACUGAGUGUGAAUCUCUGAGACUUAAGGGUCGCCUCGGGACAAAGCAGCACCAUGCCGGAGCGUUCAGUGAACUGCCCUCUUCCACGGGACGCCAGGACAUGGAUCAUCCUUAUAUUCUUCAUCCUACUGGGCGGGAUGCUGCUAUUGAUGGGCCUGUACUUCUUCAUUAGGACCCUGAUUUGGGCGAUAGGAAUCGUCAUCAUCGCCCUAGUGGUCGUGUUUAUGUGUAUCUACAUGCUCUGUCCGGGAUGCCUACGGUGCACAUGCAAUGGAGAAGAAGAGAAGGAGCAUUCGUACGAGGGAAGCUGCAAGUACGCCAAAGACCCGGAGGCCGCCAGGAGCCGCAAGCGGCGACGUCAGACGAGGCGCAACAGCAGCGGCAGCUCCUCGGACGACUCGGAGUACGAGCGGGAGAGGCGCCGCCGGAAGCGCCGCCGGAAGGAGAGGAGGGAGAGACGGGAUAGCAGUGAUGACAGCUAUGACGACAUCCGGUACGAAGACGAGAGGCGCAGGCGCAAAGAGAACGAGAAGGACGACAACGCCGCGAACGAGAAACGGAAGAAGUGGAUGCCAGCCUGCGUGGCAAAGCGCAAAGGGCGCAAAGGUAGUGAUAGUGACUCGGGGUUAGAUGUGCCCUGAUUGAAGAAAAGGGUGUUUCGUCACACUAUCAACGUUAUAAAUGUGGCUUUUAUGUGAAUUUCGGGGAGAUAGCAACAUCACGAAAUGUGUGAAUAUAUGAGUACACAUAGAGCACAUGGAGCAUAUUUUGACAAUUAUACUUACAAUUUUUUUCUGUAGUCACAUCAAAUUAGAUUUCAGUUUUUCCAUCAAAUUCACAUGAAUGUCACAUUUAAACGCCCGUUACUGUCAUUACAAAAAUAACAUGUUUCUUGGUGGAUGGUUGGCUGUAACAAUGUUGUAUGGCACAAAAUCUGUGUUUUGUGUUACUUUAUGAGCAAACAAUGUUCUCAUAGUCAUAGUAAAUGGUAAAACCUCUUUAACGUACAUGCUUAUUUUUACUCAAGAACUAUAUGAUAUUACAUUUCAAGAUAGCACUUUAUGAAUUUGUUGAAACUUUAUGUACAUUUUAGAUAUUAUGGUUGCAUUCAUUGGAUUCUGUGAUCAAUAAAUUUAGUCAUUGUCAUUUCCAUGAACCAUGUAGUGAUAAGCGGUUAAUAUGUAGUCCUUUCUGUUAUCGACUAAAUGAUGGUAGAACGACAAUUAAUAUUACAUUAACCCGCGGUUGGGUAAAUCUAGCAGCCAGGAAACAAGAGAUGUUUGAGAAGAAAAU